AGUAAAGAGGGCUGGAGAUUUAGCUCAGUGGUUCUGCCACCUGCCUCAUAAGCGCAAGGUCCUGAGUUCGAUCUCUGGUACCCAAAAAAAAAAUUAAGUAAAGGACUGGGGAUGUAGUUCAUUGAUAGGGUCCUGGGUUCAAUUCCCCAGCACUGGGAAAAAAAAGAAAAAUGAAAAAAUCAGUUGGCCUUACUAAUAAGUUUGAAGGCAGCCUCAUGGUCAGCCGAGCCUCAGGGAGGUGAGGGGCUUGACAGGGAAGCACAGAGGCAUGUGUCCUAGAAGGGCAUAACGGAAACAGCUUGCUUUCCUGAGGAAGACAGAGGAAGGUGUAUCCCUCAUCCUAGUCCUUCCUGUGCCAAGUGCAGGAAGGAAUUGUUUGGGUGGGGUGAUUGGCAAGUUGGGAGUAACGUUGGGCUCAAGACACCCUGCCAGCUGGAUGUGGCCAGAGCAGGGGGAGGUUCUCCUGCAAUACACCCCUCUGUCAGGGAGGUUUGGAGAGGGCUGACGAGCAUCUCAGGGGAGGACCCAUCAUCUUUGCCCCAAAACACAAGAUGAGUGUCUGCUUGGUGCAUUCUAACUGCAGUGUUCCUCUGAGGCAGACAUAGACAUUCCUAUCUUAUGCAUGAGAAAACUUGGGCCAGGAAAAUAUCUGGAAGCAACAGGACACCCACUUAAGGUGGCUCAGCAGCCAAGAAAUGUGCUGGAUCUCUUCCUGCAGUGACACAGCUGUCCAAGUAUCCUUGAGCAUCCAAGAUAGCUUGGUUCUUAAUCCAAGGUCUUACUUCAUAGCCCCAUCCUAGCCUUGGGGUCCCCAGAGGGCAUAGCUCUGGGCAACAGGAGGUACACAAGGGCAUCCCUGGUCGGGCAGGGCCUGACUGAGCAGGCUGUCCCAUCCUUGUCACAGACACCAGGGCAUCAUGGGCAGUGGCUGGCUGUGUCUUCCUGGAUGAGCUUGGGCUCUAGUCUUUCACACUUGGCUCAUCUCUCCCUUCUGUGGCCCUUUGUGGCCACUGCCUUGGGGAGGGGGCCGAAGCCACACAUACAGCAAAGGGGUGGGCCUGAAGCACCUAUGAGUAGACAGGCUGACUCCUCCAUGGGGCAUGGACACCGGGAAGCACGUCUGAGCGAGUAUGAUAGCUCAGGGGUGGAGAAGCCGGACCAUUGAGCAAGAAUAUGGUUGAUUCCCAUGUUGGAUACGAGCUGUCUGUCCGCAAAGGACUGUUGCGUGUCCGUGCCAGGGGGCGCCAGAGAGCUGGAGGUGCAACGCUCUAGGCUCGUCCAAGCUCGGUGACUCUCGCAGCCCUCCGGCGCUAGGGCGCAUGCGCAAACAUUUUGUCCUGGCUCUUGUUUCCGAGCUCUGGAGCACAGGAGGGCACGGUUGGGAAGGAGGCUCCGGAGCCUGCAGGUCCUGCCUGGCCGAGCACCGGUGGUCUGCCCUUCGUUUUGUCCCUAGUUUUGGCUCUUUCGGAGGGUUGAUACCAACUGUACUGGAGUACGCUCGUCGGGCACCAGCCGUCCAGCUGUGGCCCUGUGCGGAUGGGCCUGCACCUCGUCAUACCCCACACAAAGUCCGCACCACCCGACGCUGGCUAUGCGCGCAAAGCUGCUGCCACUAGCUGGUCUCUACCUGGUGCAAGGCCUUCCUUAUGGGUUGCAGUCUGGCCUGCUACCUCUCUUGAUGCGAGCCCGCGGCCUCUCCCUCGCACGCGUAGGUCUGAUCAAGGGGCUGUACGCACCGUGGCUGUUCAAACUGGCAUGGGCACCGCUGUUAGACAGGCGGGGCUCCCCGCGGGCCUGGCUGGCACUCAGCACAGCGGCGCUGGGCCUGGUGUGUGCGUUGCUGGCUGCAAUGCCUCCCGCCGUGUCUGGCCAGGCGGGGCUGCCCGCCACCGUAGUGGGCCUGCUACUACUGCUGAACCUGGGCGCUGCUGUGCAGGAUGUGGCCCUGGACACAGUGGCUGUGCAACUCCUGGAGCCAGCCGAGCUGGGACCCGGCAACACUGUGCAGGUGGUAGCUUACAAGCUGGGCUCAGCGCUGGCUGGGGGCGGGCUGCUGGCCCUCUUGCCCAGUCUCACUUGGCCACUGUUAUUUCUACUCCUGGCUGCCACCUACUGGCUAGCUGCUGCCUUGGCCUGGGCUGCAGCAGCCCUGCAACAGCUGCCCUGGCCUCAACCCUCAGAGCACACUCCACGCCAUCUGCAAGAUUUGCUGGCUGUGCCCGGGACCUUGUGGACAGCAGGCUUUGUGCUAACCUACAAGUUGGCUCCAGCCACAGCCCUUUGGGUUGCUCAGUUUCCUGCAGGUGAACAGGGUGCUGGUAGCCUGUUUCCACUCCUCUUGUUGGACCAUGGUGCUUCUGCCUCUGAGCUGGGGCUGUGGAGUGGCUUGGGUGCAGUAGCCUGCUCCAUUGCUGGCUCCUCCUUGGGCGGGGCCCUACUGGCCAGACACUGGCAGCCACUGCCUUUGCUGAGGUCAGCGCUUCAACUUCGCCUUGGAGGCCUGGCCUGCCAGACCGCCCUGCUUUUCCACCUGGACACUCCAGGAGCCAGUCUGGGCCCUGGCACCAUGCUGAGAGGAGCGGCCUUGCUGAGUCUGUGUCUGCAGCACUUCCUGGGGGGCCUGGUUACCACCACCACCUUCACUGUGAUGAUGCACUGCAGCCAACUGGCACCCAGAGGCCUGCAGGCCACACACUACAGCCUCUUGGCCACACUGGAGCUGUUGGGCAAACUGCUGCCGGGCACCCUGGCUGGAGUGCUGGCUGAUGGCCUGGGUCCAAAUCCCUGCUUUGGUGUCUUCCUUGUGCUCUCAGCCCUGCCCCUUCUGGAACUGUAUCUGGCAACCAGCACCUUGGGCUGAGCUGAGCAGCAGGACUGUCAAAGUCAAGUGUGCCUAUGGCUGAAUGCUUGUCUAGAACAUGUGAGAUGCAGGUGUCCCGAGGCUGACAGUGGCCUCUUUUGAAAGAAAAGCCCAUAAAACAACUUGAACACA
Messenger RNA from Heterocephalus glaber (naked mole-rat), 2992 nucleotides. It is a transcript of the gene Slc33a2, whose product is annotated as solute carrier family 33 member 2. Gene Ontology annotation, cellular component: membrane. The record is from RefSeq and is a predicted model, not a curated record. Gene Ontology annotation, biological process: transmembrane transport. Gene Ontology annotation, molecular function: transmembrane transporter activity. Lineage: Eukaryota; Metazoa; Chordata; Mammalia; Rodentia; Bathyergidae.